Messenger RNA from Echinococcus granulosus, 2889 nucleotides. Its product is annotated as Coiled-coil domain-containing protein. Bases 1 to 2889 code for a protein of 962 amino acids. The transcript has 16 exons. Gene Ontology annotation, biological process: axoneme assembly. Lineage: Eukaryota; Metazoa; Platyhelminthes; Cestoda; Cyclophyllidea; Taeniidae. The record is from RefSeq and is a predicted model, not a curated record. Gene Ontology annotation, cellular component: cytoplasm.
AUGUGUAUAGGGAACCAAGAUAAAAACAACUUUGAAGCUCUAGACAAGACUGAGAACGAGCAAAACCUUACCUCUAAUGACGAUUUCAACUCACAGCUUGACAGUAUUAUUAACUGUAGUAACGAUGUUGAAUCAUCUCCUAUUUCCAACGGGGCUGCUAACAAUUCCAGUGUUCUACGCGACUGUGUAGUCGAUCAAGGGUCCAGUCAUGAGACUCCAGAAACCGAAGAUUGUAGGGAGGACAAUGAAGAAGAGCUUACUGUUUUGCAUCCCGAUCAUCCACUAAUGAAACGCUUUCAAGAGGCUCUCAAAAAGAUGCUAAAGGAACACAUUUCAAAAGCUGCUAUUGAGCUUCGUGAAAAGACGGAAGAACUGAAACGCGUCAAAAGCAUUCACCUGGAAUUGGGCUCCGAGUUGUACAAUGCUCAACAAGAACUUUCUAAAUUUCAAUCUCAAUUACAAAAGAAGCAUGAGGAAAAUUUGGAACGACAGGCACGGCGUGUGAAAAUGGACGAACAAUUAACAGUGCUGCACAAACAAUUUAAAAAGACCCAAAUGGAUUAUAAUUUGGAGUACAAAAAGAUGAUUGCGAUGCGAGAGGAGGUUGACAAUCUGGCGUUGCGUCUUUUCUACUUGAACAAUGCCAAACUCGAAGUGAAGAGUGAUAUCAAUAUCAUGCAGAGAGCGGCUGAAAAGGCGUCAACGGAAUUAUCAAGGGCAGAAGAGGAAAAACUUCAUCAAGAUAUGGUGGCACAUCGAAUGCAGCGAACUGUUGACCAGCUGACCGAGGACUGUGAGCUGCUAAAAGAACAGCUAGUUGCAGCUGAGGAGGAGUUAAGAUCCGGUGAAAGUAUGUUAAAAGACAUGGAGAGUCAGGUGUUUGGUAUUAAAACUGAUCGGAAGCGACUCAUGGUUCACUGGACAACCAGUUUGAUUGGUCUUCAGCGCAGGAAUGAGGCCUACGCCGAGCUCAUGAAGGACUUUGAGAAGAAGCAAGAUGAGCUGACGAAGGUAACCUCCGAGACGGAGGGCAUCAAAAGGGAUAUCACGGCCGAGCAGGAAAAGCAUGAGCGCUUGACACUGCAGUUACAUCGCACUCAAGGAGACAUUGAGAGCGCGAAAAAAGAACUGGAGCGUCUCCAGGCGAGCCACGAGGAGAUGCGCAAGGAGUAUGCACAGACGCAGCGUAUUCUUAGCGAGUCGGAGCGAAAUCUUGAAAAUGCGAAUUCGAUCCAGCGCGAUCUUAACCAGGAGGCAAAGCUGCUGCAGAAACGCCUAGAGAAGGAGUUAAUAAAAAAGCAUGAGUUGGAGGAUCGAAUUGACGUUCUUCUGCGUGAUAAACUCUCUGCCACGAAGGCUUCUGCCUAUGUCAAGAAAAUGGCUACCAAUGUGCACGAUCAGAGUCGAGAAUUGGAGGCUCAGGCAGCAGUACUAGAAAAUAAUUUGGCCAAUGAAGCUCUUGAAGUUGCUCAAAUUCGAGCGGAGACAAAGGUUAUGGAGGAGCAAGCUCAAGCACUAGAGAGUGCGAUCAAAAAACGCGCCGAAAAUUUUGCCUCUCUACAGCAGAAAAUCAAACAGACCAAUCUUACGGUUCAACGCAAGCAGAAUCAUAUUGAUGUGCUCAAUCGCAAGCUGCAACAUCUGUUGAAGGAUACCGGGGGUAUUGAAAUAGGACCCCUGGAGAUUAUGCGAAAUCACUUGGUAAAAAGCAUUGCAGCCAAACAGGAGGAGAUCAGCACUCUGGAACAGCAGUGGCUACGCGAACAGACUGAACUCAUUAAUCGAGUGAAAGAGAAGGAAAAUCUCGCUGAGGAGCUCUCCCGCCAACAGGUCUGUCUGGCCGUCUUGGAGAGGAAGAAAUUGCGGCUUGACUCUGAAAUAAAUAGUAUUGAGAAAGAGAAGACACAGUUGAACCGCGACUUGGUGCACCUGCAGAACAGCAUGGUGAGGUUGAACAAACGGAUCUUUGAGCAGCGAUCCAGUGGGACUACGUUGGAACAAGAGAACCGGCUAGCGGAGGAAGACUUUUUGCGACGCAUUCGAGAGAAGGAGACACAGGCGGUGGAGACCGAGGCUCAGUUGGAGGAUGCUCUACGGGAAAAGGAGGAUUUAUUAGCAGAAUUGCUGGAGACAGAACGUCACAUACUGUUGUGGGAGAAGAAGGUGGAGCUGGUCAGUGAGACACGUCAGGCCGUUGACUCAGCCAGUGGUUUAGCGGAGUUGAAGGCCAUUCGUGUAGAGAUCCAUCGCAUGGAGGCACGCAAAGCGCAGAUCGCUCGACAACAGGAGCAGCUAAUUCAAGCGCUGGAAAAGUCGGUCCAAAAGCGUGAUUCUAUCAUAACACGGAACGAGUGUGCAAAGUCUGUGAAAGCUAAGGAAGCACUGACGAAGAACACUCUACUUCGUGAAAUUGAAAAUCUUCGCGGCAAGAUACUGGAUUACAAGAAGACAAUCGCUGAGUUCGAUGACGAGUCGGGGAGACUUGAGGCUGAAUCAAAGAGGCUUGAAAGUGAUUUGGAGGCCAAGUACUGCGCAUGUGAAACUGUUCGAAAGCGAUCAGUCGAGUUGACAAAGCAGUUGCAGCAAUUAGCAGAAUAUCGACAAAAGAAUCUCAUCGAGUUGCAGAUGCGUCAGCACGCCUCGCGGUACUGGGAACAGCUGUUAGCUGGUCGCUAUCGCCGCAUUUGCCCCACGCGGCAGGCGGCGCGCAGUGAACGUGAACGUCAAAUCGGCCGAAUGCGCUCCAUGCUGGCGGUAGUGGACCGACUAACCUCUGAGUUUCCUAUGGUCAGACAUGAUCUUUCAGUUGUGCGGCAAAUACUGACGGAGAAGUUGGAAAAGGAGGAGAACUCAGACGUUACAGAGUCUCAGACUGACCGCACUGAAUAG